Molecule: messenger RNA, 3744 nt
Organism: Sander lucioperca (pikeperch)
Lineage: Eukaryota; Metazoa; Chordata; Actinopteri; Perciformes; Percidae
Gene: dcun1d2b
Product: DCN1, defective in cullin neddylation 1, domain containing 2b
Exons: 7
Coding region: 254-985 (243 amino acids)
Biological process (GO): positive regulation of ubiquitin-protein transferase activity; protein neddylation
Cellular component (GO): ubiquitin ligase complex
Molecular function (GO): ubiquitin-like protein binding; ubiquitin conjugating enzyme binding; cullin family protein binding
Source: RefSeq, a predicted model, not a curated record
GAGAAGCUGAAGAAGAAGGGAACAAUCAUGCUGUUGUACCGCACCACCACCUCCACCUCCACCGACACCCCUCCUCCCCUGCCACAUAGCUGAAGCCAGCGUCGGUGCAGGCGUUCACCGGUGGCGACCAACUUAAUGUUUACUUCGACCUCCAACCGUUGGUAACAUUAUUCGUGCUAGCAAAGGGGGAUGCUAACGUUACUUCGUCCAGCACAAGUUGAAGUCAUCGCAGAAGGACAAGGUUCGGCAGUUCAUGUCCUUCACACAGGCCGGGGAGAGGACAGCCGUCUACUGCCUGACGCAGAAUGACUGGAAACUAGAAGUCGCCACAGACAACUACUUCCAGAAUCCAGACCUCUACUACAAAGAAUCCAUGAAAACCUCAGUGGACCGCAAGAAGCUAGACCAGCUCUACAACAGAUACAAAGACCCCCAGGAUGAAAACAAGAUAGGCAUUGAUGGGAUCCAGCAGUUCUGUGAUGACCUGACGCUGGACCCAGCUAGCAUGAGCAUACUUGUGGUGGCAUGGAAGUUCAGAGCGGCCACCCAGUGCGAGUUCAGCAGGAAAGAGUUCCUGGAUGGCAUGGCUGAGCUAGGCUGUGACAGUCCUGAAAAACUCAAGGCGAUCCUUCCCAGACUAGAGCAGGAGCUAAAAGACACAGGGAAGUUCAAAGACUUCUACCAGUUUACCUUCAAUUUUGCCAAGAACCCCGGCCAGAAAGGUUUAGACCUUGAGAUGGCUGUUGCUUACUGGAAUCUAGUUCUCACAGGUCGCUUCAAGUUUUUGGAUCUCUGGAACUGCUUCCUGCUGGAACAUCACAAACGCUCAAUUCCCAAGGACACAUGGAACCUCCUUCUGGACUUCGGCAAUAUGAUUGCAGACGACAUGUCAAACUAUGAUGAGGAAGGGGCAUGGCCUGUCCUCAUAGAUGACUUUGUGGAGUUUGCUCGGCCGAUUGUGACGAGUAAGCGCACCAUGACAUAGUGUUUGUCUCGGAUUCAUGCAGCAAAUGGAGUUUGUGUUUCUCCCAGUUUUUUUUUUUUUUUUUUUUUGAAUGAGGAUUUUUAUACAAAUGAGCCAAAAAGAGAGUACCUCUCAAUAAGCCUGUUUGCAGCUUGUCCUUCAGAUUGUUCUUCCAACUGCGUAAGAUGCCUUGAGGAAAGCAGGAGGAGAAUCAGCAGGAGAGAGAUUAUGUUUAGUUUUUUUUGGCAAGGACAGACUUUGGAAUUGCAAUAUGGAAAUGAUGGGUAUCCUAAAACUCGUCACUCAUGGGCAAAUCACCAAUGGAUGAGGCUUCGAACUGCUGCUGCGGACUUGGCUCACUAACCUGCACCCUCGGCACAGUGAGGAGGGACAGUAAUGGUGAACCUUUAGCACACGCAGAGGAUAAAGUUAUAGAUGCAAUAGGAUGUGGCCUCUUACAUUGUCAGUUGUGAAUGGAACCGUAUGUUCAAAUCUGCAUGUAUUUGUCAGCUAGAAGCAAGGCCAUGGAUGUUGAGGAGAGGGAAAAAGUACUCUACAUUAUUUUCACUGAGAUUGCGAAUGUGUAGCUCUCUAACAAUCACACUGAGAGCAGAGAGAGAGUGUGUGUGUGUGUGUGUGUGUGUGUGUGUGUGUGUGUGUGUGUGUGUGUGUGUGUGUGUGUGUGUGUGUGUGUGUGUGUGUGUGUGUGUGUGUGUUGGGGGGGGUAAACAUAUUGCCUCUUUUACAAUAUAAUGUUAAUUGUAGCUCAUUUGGUUUUAUUAUGAUUACAAAUUAUGAUCACUUUAACUGAGCAACAGUGAAAGAAUUCAGAUCCACAUUUUGAAUUCACACAAUUGGAAAGAGCAGCAUGCUUUUCAGGCUCAGCACCAGCAGAAUCACAUUUGUUACAGUUGUAAAAUGCUAUAUCAAUAGGAAAGGAAAAAAAGAAUAGAUUUAACUUUUAGAGGAGCAAAAAAUGUUUAUCCGACAGGUUAUGACAUUUAUAAUCAUGAUUAAUACAUAAGAAGCAUUUAGGAUCCUCAUUUCACAAAGAAACUGACUCAUUGACUGUUUCUAUUAUCCAGGUGAUAUAUCAACUUUGCAAACUGCACUGAUUUACACUUUUUCUGUUGUAGGUUUUAUCAGUUAGCACUGUAUACAUCUACAGAGCUAUUCAGUUUACUGUGGGUUCACUGACAUAGACUUUUAUAUAUGAACAUCUACAUCCCAGCUUAGAUUUAACUGUUUGUUUACACUGUUUGAAGUUUUAGUCUGUUGCUUUUCAUGAUUUAGUGGCUGUAGUGCAAGUAUCAUUGAACUACCACACAGAAAAACAGGUCACUUUGAGAACAAUGGUUGUGCUGCCAUCUAGGGGUGCAAUGCUUUUCCUCCAUACCAGAUUUAGUGUUGCUCUAUACGUGUAAUUAUAAACACUAAAAGAAUCCCCCUUUCUCAGAAGGUAUAGCUGAGGUACCAGUCGUCCUCUCCCAGUCACAGUGAGCAGCAGGCAGCUUCCUGCACUUACGUCAGUAUUUGCCAUCUAACUGUGCUAUCUUGUUUUGCCAAUUGUUGUCGUAAUGACAAAACCUUUGCCAUGUGUUGAAACAAGGAUGGAUUAUUUCCCCACAUGAAAUUUCUCAUCCAACUACAGGGGAAAUAUUUGCCUUUUUUUAACUUCUGUUUAAGUUCUCAUAUUUAUGUAAACAGAGGUCAGUCAUAAACUAUGGUAGUGUGCAUAACUUAGAUCAGGAUGGGAAUUUAUUAUGAUUUCAGUCUUAGAUUGAAUGCAGAUGAGCGGCAAAAAAAAACAGCUUAAUUAUGACUGUAAAACAGUCACUGUAGCAGCGGGUAAAUGUGCCAUAUUGUUCAUCUUUGUAACCUGGCAAGUUGGAUAUGUGUUAUUGGUGGAAUUAAAUAUCCCAUAUAACUUUCUGACUGUCAAGGGUGUGCACAAACCUAUCACAGUCAAGACAGCGAGAUGAUGUGAAAACGUUUCCCAGUUGAUUGUUGUUGACUUUAUUAUCGGACGUGUGUGGUUCAGGAGCAAGAAAAUGUGACAUCUUUCAGUAUUCUGUUUGAUAAUGUGGUCCAUUCGGUACGUUUUUAUUUGUCAAAUGUGUGGUCAACUCUUUUAAGUCAUGCAGAUCGUUCUUAUCAAAAUAGUAUUAUUUUUUCCAGCAAGAAAAAAGGUACAAUGGCUUCAGAAAGUUUUCAGACCCCUUCACUUUUUAUACACUUCAUUAGAUGGAAUUUUAAAUGGAUAAAAUUGGAUAAACCAUUUUUCCCCGACAAUCUACACUUAAUAGUUGUGGCAUAGAACAUCUGUGGAGAGACCUGAAGAUGGCAGUUCACAGACGUUUCCCAUCCAAUCUGAUGGAGCCUGAAAGGAUCUGCCAGGAAGAAUAGGAUCAACUUCAGGAGUACAAAGCUUGUGGAGACUUACCCAAGAAGACUCAAAGCUGAAAUUGCUACCAAAAGGGCUUCUACAAAGUACUGAAUCAAGGUUCUGAAAACUUAGUGAGAGAUUUCAGUUUUUAAAUUUUUUUUUUAUACAUUUUCACUUUGUCAUUAUGGGUUAUGGAGUGAUGAUUGAUUGGCAAAAAUGGCAUUUUCAUCCAUUUAAAACACACACACACACACACACAAAACAAAGAGUGCAAAAGGGAAGGUCUGAAUACUUUCUGAAGCCAAUUUAUUUACAGAAUAUUAUGUUUUGUCACAGAAGCAUACCGUACAUUGUUUUCUUAAGCAAGUUGUCAAUAAAGCAUGUUUUUAACAGA